AAUGUAUAUGGGUAUGAAAUUAGGUAUACCCUCCCAGCCAUCGCCAUCCAGUUAAACAAACCCCUGUUCUGUUGAGUGUUGAUGAACUCCAUACAUACACGUUUGCUUGCAGAUAAGCUACCUGCGUCUGCAUAAUCAAGGCAAGGUCUUUCUGCUGCACUGCACCCUUUUCACCCCAAACCAAACAAUUUGAUUUAAUUAACUCACAACCCAACCCAACCCAUGUUAAUUUUAGGGUUUCGAAAUUUCAUUAUCCACAAAAGGAGGAUUCUGAGAAUAGGAGGUUUGGUUUGUGGGAACACUAGGCUGCUUUCUUCAAGUUUGAAGAUGAAUCAUCAUAAUAAUAAUAAUUCAUCAACUACACAACCAGAGGUGAAGCUCCGAUUAUCGGCCUGUGUAAUUGGGUCAAAGUUGAGUAUUUUGGAUGGUUUUCGUGCAAUGCUGCUAUAUGUGGUUGAUUGGUAUAUUGGUUUCACAAGUUUAUUGUAACAUUUUUCGAUGGGAAGGAGGAGAGAGUAUUACUCAAGUAGCAGCGGAAAGCAUAACAAAAAAUAGAAUUUCUAAAAGUGCCAACAACAAUCCGGAUGCCUUUGAGAAAAUGACAGUUCAAGAGCUAAGAACAAAAUUGAGGAGCAUCGGUGGCUCAACGAAAGGUCUUAAACGUGAUCUCAUAAGCGCGCUCAAAAAGUUCUUUGACGAAGAAGUUGAUGGUUCUCGAGAGAUGCUUGAAGAUGGAGAAUCCCAUGAAAAAGGUUCCAAAAGGAAGACAGAGAGUUUAUGCAUUGAACAACAUACCGAGGUUACAACCACCGUUUCUGUAGAUAAAAGGAUCAAGAAACGAGCAAAACAAACCACAAAAGAUCUGAACAUCACUUUGGAAAGUUCUAAGAACACUGAAAAUUGUCAAAAGAACGGUAUUUCAGAACAUGAAGCUGAACCUUGGACUGUUCUUGCUCACAAGAAACCGCAGAAAGAAUGGGUAGCUUAUAACCCUAGAACCAUGAGGCCUCCUGCUCUUAAUGGUGACAUAAAACAUGUGAAGAUUAUGUCGUGGAAUGUUAACGGUUUAAGGGCUUUACUAAAGUUAGAAAGCUUUUCAGCAUUGGAACUUGCACAAAGAGAAGAUUUUGAUGUGCUUUGCUUGCAAGAAACCAAAUUACAGGAGAAAGAUGUAGAGGCAAUAAAGCAACGUCUUCUAGAAGGAUAUGACAACAGCUUCUGGACUUGUAGUGUCUCUAAGCUUGGCUACUCCGGUACCACAAUCAUCUCUAGGAUACCACCACUUUCUGUUAAAUAUGGACUUGGCAUACCCGACCACGAUAGCGAAGGAAGGCUUGUGACAACAGAAUUUGAUUCAUUUUAUUUAAUAAGCGGAUAUGUUCCCAAUUCUGGUGAUGGUCUUAAAAGGCUGUCAUACAGGAUAAUAGAGUGGGAUCCUAGUCUUAGCAAUUACAUCAAGGAGCUGGAAAAGUCAAAACCGGUUAUCUUAACCGGCGAUCUGAAUUGCGCACAUGAAGAAAUUGACAUCUACAAUCCUGCGGGAAACAAACGAAGUGCUGGUUUUACAAUUGAAGAAAGAAGGUCAUUCGAGGAAAAUUUCCUUAAAAAGGGUUUCGUUGAUACCUUCCGGAAACAGCAUCCUAAUGUUGUUGGCUAUACUUACUGGGGAUUCCGACAUGGUGGACGUAAAACAAAUAAAGGAUGGAGGCUGGACUACUUCCUUGUAUCGGAAUCAAUUGCAGAAAACGUCCAUGAUUCCUACAUUCUCCCAGAUGUUGCAGGAAGCGAUCACUGUCCUAUUGGCCUUGUUCUUAAGUUGUAAUCUCGAUGAUGAAAUUGCAGUUUUGAUGAUGCAGGAAAAACUAGCACUUUGUUUAUUUUGGUGUUUAUCGUCAUUUUCUUUACAAUUUAAUUUAUAUAAAAUCUUCUCUCGAUAA
Messenger RNA from Helianthus annuus (common sunflower), 1937 nucleotides. RefSeq names its product DNA-(apurinic or apyrimidinic site) endonuclease, chloroplastic. The coding region runs from base 425 to 1822 and encodes 465 amino acids. The transcript has 12 exons. Gene Ontology annotation, biological process: base-excision repair. Gene Ontology annotation, molecular function: double-stranded DNA 3'-5' DNA exonuclease activity; phosphoric diester hydrolase activity; DNA-(apurinic or apyrimidinic site) endonuclease activity. Gene Ontology annotation, cellular component: nucleus. The record is from RefSeq and is a predicted model, not a curated record. NCBI's taxonomy places the organism in Eukaryota, Viridiplantae, Streptophyta, Magnoliopsida, Asterales, Asteraceae.